Clupea harengus (Atlantic herring) is the source of this 669-nucleotide messenger RNA. RefSeq names its product collagen alpha-1(XIV) chain-like. Lineage: Eukaryota; Metazoa; Chordata; Actinopteri; Clupeiformes; Clupeidae. The coding region runs from base 1 to 669 and encodes 222 amino acids. The record is from RefSeq and is a predicted model, not a curated record. The transcript has 2 exons.
AUGUACAUAGUCCAAAAGUUCAUCAAGGACACUGCUCACUGGAUCAAGGACAUUGUAUGCACACAGGAGGCUGUGGCUGACCUUGUGUUCCUGGUUGAUGGCUCCUGGAGUAUUGGAAAAGAGAACUUCCAGCAGAUCCAGGAUUUCCUCCACACUCUGGUUAACAGUUUUAGCGUUGGUCCUGAUCAAGUCCGCAUUGGCCUGGCCCAGUACAGCACUGACCCACGGACAGAGUUUCUCCUAAACACCUUUCAAGACAAACAAGAGAUUCUCGAGUACAUCAAGAAAUUGCCUUACAAAGGAGGUGGCACCAUGACUGGUUUGGGAUUAGAUUUCAUACUCAAGGAGCAAUUUGUUGAGCAAGCGGGCAGUCGAGCGAGACAGGGCGUACCACAGAUUGCUGUUGUCAUCACAGACGGUAGAUCACAAGAUGAUGUAGAGCCACACGCUGAUGACUUGAGGCGUCGGGGAAUCAUACUCUAUGCUAUCGGGAUCAAAGAUGCAGAUGAGGAACAACUGAGGAAGAUUGGCAAUGAGCCCCAUGACCAGCAUGUGUACAGCGUCUCUGACUUCAAUGCUCUUCAGGGCAUCUCUCAGAACAUCGUGAAGGUGCUGUGUACCACCGUGGAGGAGGCCAAACGCCAAAUAACUCAGGCCUCACUAGGUUAA